Aureobasidium musti is the source of this 1461-nucleotide messenger RNA. The record is from the annotation of a GenBank genome assembly. NCBI's taxonomy places the organism in Eukaryota, Fungi, Ascomycota, Dothideomycetes, Dothideales, Saccotheciaceae.
AUGACGACCCUCAAACAGGUCCUCGACCGUUUGGAUCUGGCGCGCUAUCACGAUGCCUUUGUCGACGAGGGCUUUGACAGCUGGGAGACUCUGAUGGACAUUACCGAGUCAGAUCUUGUGAAACUUGGUCAUCGACGAAAACUGCAGCGAGCCAUCCUCAAUGCAUCCAAAGACAGGACUCCUCUUCCUCUUCCAAUGCUUUUGCAUUCGGGCUCGCGCGACGAGUCUGCUAGCGUCGACGAACCCAAAAAGGCCCAGACACCACAUUUUCAGCAACAANNCAAUCACACGAGUCGCAGGAGCAGGAGCCUGCAGGCCGGAACAAUGGUCCACCACCGAGGAGCAAACGAAAAUACAGGCGGCAUCCCAAAGCAGACGAACACGCGCCGGAGCGACCUCCGUCGGCAUAUGUCAUCUUCUCCAACCGGACGCNNAGAAAUCCGUGACCAGCUCAAGGGCAGGGACCUCUCGUUUACUGAGAUUGCCAAACUCGUAGGCGAGCGAUGGCAGGACUUGGGACCGAAUGAGAAAGAGCCAUGUGAACGCGAGGCCCAGACGCUCAAAGACAAGUAUUACUCGGAACUGAGGCAGUACAAGAAGACGCCGCAGUACAAGCAGUACCAGGAUUACUUGAUCGAGUUCAAAGCAAAACAUGCUGGUGAGGCGAACUCGCAAACUCAAAGUCAAGGUCCAGACCCCAAGAAGACCAAGCUCCGUUCAGGCAGUGGUCAAUCGCGCAGCUAUGGAGAGGCAACGGUCGACGGUGACGAAGGUGUUGACGGCAUCGAGGGUGAAGGUGCGGACGAGCCGGAGGGCGACGAUGCCAUGUCUGGCGUCGAUGUUGGCGAUGGCACGCACAACCAGGCCCUCUCGCCGUCGGAGAAAGCGCAGCACUCGUCUACCUACAGCUCGCCCAAUGCCGAAACCUACCGCCUAUUUCCCAUUCCCAAAGCCCCUUCGGAUGCAGGCACUGCCUCGUCCUACUCGACCUGGCGCUCUAUCCAGCCUACUUAUCCUACCCCCAACACCCUGAACAGGCACACGACCAACCCCAGCCUCCGCUCAGACCAUGGCUCUAACUCGCCCAUGACCUCUCACCCAGCCGCCUCGACCCACGAUAGUGCCCCGAACAAACCAACUACCAUACUCCCCCCUCUCAAUCAACUGAGUAGCUCCAUCACUUCGCGCAACCCGAACGACACUCCCCUUAUAAAUUGGCCCCUGCAUACCACACUACCUCCCCUCGACCCCAGGGCCAUGUCCCACCGCGCCACUCCUUCCCAUCACGCCACCCAACCACCCCCACCCCUGCAUGCCUCACCGUCCUUGUCCGCAAAAGACUCAUACGACGUCACUUCUCAGAACAAGGCCUCGCUAUCCACCUUGCUGCGCGCUACCGAACACGUCGAACGCGAUGGCUCUCACGCUGCUGCUUCGAGCAAACACAAGAACAGUCAAUGA